Messenger RNA from Malus domestica (apple), 1216 nucleotides. RefSeq names its product transcription factor MYB80-like. The record is from RefSeq and is a predicted model, not a curated record. NCBI's taxonomy places the organism in Eukaryota, Viridiplantae, Streptophyta, Magnoliopsida, Rosales, Rosaceae.
UUUUCCAAAAGUUGUUGGCAUUUUCGUUUAAGAAACCCUCGACGGCACGAAGAAGAUUAUUAUUGGCAUUUUUUAAGUUAAGGAGUGAGAGUUCUUAGAAAAAUAGAUAGAGAAAGAAAGAGCGAGAUGGGUCGGAUUCCAUGCUGUGAGAAGGACACUGUGAAAAGGGGGCAGUGGACUCCUGAAGAAGAUAACAAGCUCUCCUCCUACAUUGCCCAACAUGGCACUCGUAACUGGCGCCUCAUCCCCAAAAGUGCUGGUAAUUACUAUUUACAACUGCAAAAACUCUCUCUCUCUCUCUCUCUCUUCCUGAAACGUUCUUCAUUUGGUUUACAAGGUUUACAAAGAUCUGGGAAAAGCUGCAGGCUACGUUGGACAAACUACCUUCGCCCCGACCUUAAGCACGGACAAUUCUCCGACGCGGAAGAGCAAAUAAUUGUUAAGCUGCACUCCAUUGUUGGCAACCGAUGGUCGUUGAUUGCAGCGCGACUACCUGGCCGCACCGACAACGAUGUGAAAAAUCACUGGAACACCAAGCUGAAGAAGAAGCUAUCAGGCAUGGGGAUCGACCCCGUCACACACAAACCCUUUUCCCACCUCAUGGCCGAGAUUGCAACCACACUAGAGCCGCCACAGGCGGCUCACCUUGCAGAAGCAGCACUCGGCUUCUUUAAGGACAAAAUGCUCCACCUCCUUACAAAGAAGCGCAUCGACUUCCAGCUCCAACACAUCAAUCCAACGCCGGGAAACAGCACCGCCACGUACAGUAACAGCAAGCAGGAAGAAAAAGACGACACUAUCGAAAAGAUCAAGAUUGGUUUAUCUAGGGCAAUGCAAGAACAACCAGACAUGUUGACCUCAAACAAACCUUGGAUGGACACUACUGGAGCAUCACCUGGGAACUUCACAGGGAACUGCAGUGCUUUCCCCUUGCCCAUGUCUGGAUUUCAGUACGGCCAUUCUACGUUUGGGAACGAAGGCGAUAUUGGAUCGCCGUGGAGCCAGAGUCUGUGUGCUGGAAGUACGUGCACGGCAGCGGCGGACCAGCAGGGCCAGUUGGAUGACAAACUUGAGGUGGAAGAAAAUGGAGAGGAGUCCGCGGGUGGAAAGGAGCUUAGAAACGGAUCAUCCAACAUAUUCACCUCGGAUGGUCUCUUGUGGGAUUUACCAUCUGAUGAUCUAAUGAAUCAGAUGGUUUAAUACAUGACAAUGUAAA